Messenger RNA from Culex pipiens pallens (northern house mosquito), 662 nucleotides. RefSeq lists its product as uncharacterized. Lineage: Eukaryota; Metazoa; Arthropoda; Insecta; Diptera; Culicidae. The transcript has a single exon. Bases 4 to 624 code for a protein of 206 amino acids. The record is from RefSeq and is a predicted model, not a curated record.
GCAAUGGACAACUUCCGCUCUCUGUUCCUGCUCACGCAUUUGUUCGGCUUCAACGUCCGCUCAUUCCGUCAAUCCGGUUUCCAAAUCACCAGUCCCGGACUGUCCCGAUCGGGAACGGUCCUGUUCCUGGCCAACGCAUCAACCUACCUCUACUUUGCAUCCCAAAACAAGGCCCUCGCCAAAGAUUCAAACUACUUAAUCACCGGAUCGGAACUGUUGGACGUCGGGGGACACCUGAUGCUGCAAACCAGCUACGUUACGAUGUUCAUUGCCUUGGUAGGACGAGCUGCUAGACAACGGCAGAUGGGAACAAUCCUGAACCAGUUUGUCCAGGUUGAUCGAAAAAUACGCACGGAGUUGGGAGUUGCGGUUGAUUAUGACCGGGAGUGGAGACUGGUUUUGGGAAUCUUUGGAAUAUUUUUGACAGUUAUUUUGAUUGCUGUUGGAUUCGGAGUGUACUGUCUGUAUCUGUUGAACAAUCUUGCAGAUGGAAUGAUCUUCUACGGUGGACAGAUCUACGUUAGUAUCAGUGGGCUUGUCCUGGCCUACAAUACCUUUAUCAUGAUCUUUCUGCUUCAUCGGAGAGUCUGCUUGGUGCAACGAUGCCUAAAGUAUUCUAAAUAACAACAAAUCUCAAAGAUGACUAAAAUACUUGUACUUCU